Molecule: messenger RNA, 438 nt
Organism: Clunio marinus
Lineage: Eukaryota; Metazoa; Arthropoda; Insecta; Diptera; Chironomidae
Source: the annotation of a GenBank genome assembly
AUGGGUUCAAUUUACAAAAUUACCAUAACAUGUGAAAUAAUAUUGCAAAACACGAUGAAGCGACAGAACAGUUGUCAAUGGUUGAAUGGCGCCUACACUUCAACGUUAAAGCGAUUAUUGGAUUCAUUUAUGAAAUUGACAGAGAACGUGUGUGUUGAAGUAUUUUCUUCUACUUCAUUACCAUACUUAAUAAAAGAUCUAUGGGAAUCGAACAAUUUGAAUUCAUUUGUGAGAAUGUGGACACAAAAGUUAGCAUAUGAAGUAGAAAUGCAACUUUUUGUUUUGACUCUCAGGCGAUCUUGGUCUGAUCAAAUUAUCGCCGUUGAUUUCACAAGAAUUGCUAAGAAAACAUUCAACGAGAAGAAUAACAUUCAGAUAAUUGGAUUUGCAUCAUUGUACGACUCAUGGUUAUCAAACUUUUAUUGUGCCUUAAUUUAA